Messenger RNA from Bombyx mori (domestic silkworm), 1458 nucleotides. RefSeq lists its product as uncharacterized. Gene Ontology annotation, cellular component: membrane. NCBI's taxonomy places the organism in Eukaryota, Metazoa, Arthropoda, Insecta, Lepidoptera, Bombycidae. The record is from RefSeq and is a predicted model, not a curated record. The coding region runs from base 1 to 945 and encodes 314 amino acids. The transcript is spliced from 4 exons.
AUGUCUUUAAGAUUAGUGUUGUUGCUGUGUUUUGUGGCUGGUGUUAUCCCUAUUCAAUUAUCUCUUCAAGAAGGAGAGGAGAUCAAUGAGAAUGUUGUGCAGGGCUCGAAGUUAAAUGAGUGUUUGAAUGAUAGACGAGGUGCAGAAGUCGGAGUUUGUUUUGGCAAAGAAUUGAUAAAUAGACUGAACGAAUAUGAAGAUUCGGAUACUUUUAGUCUUGCGACUGGUGUGGCUUUGGUGAGAGAUGAGAAAACUCCGAGGGAUAUUGGAACUUUUUUGGAUAAAGAUCCAAUGGAUUUCAGGUCAAUAAUGGAGGAUGCCAGUAAUCUCAUCUCCAAAAGAUCUCUCCACUGGGACUUGAGUGCCAUGUACCCUGGACUGGUGAUGAGGAUUGGACCAACAUUGGCUAAUGGUGUAUUGGAGUUUGUUAUGGAUCCGAGGGUCAAGGAUCGAGCGUAUCAGCAUCAAGCCCAAGGGGAAUUGUCCACAGGUCGACUUUUGGCGAGAAAUUUACUGGUACCAUUCCUGUUGGGAUUCAAAUUUCAAUUAUCAACUUUACUCCCUCUGUUAUUGGGUCUUGUAUUGCUUGCCAGCAAAAAAGCCUUCCUAAUAGCUAAGUUGGCACUACUGGCUGUCACGGUAUUCAGUGGGUCGGGCUUCGGACAAUCAUUGGGAGCGUUCAGUCCAGUUUCAUCUUCUUACACGUCUUACGACCAUCCUGUCUAUCAUCACGACCAUCACAGCUCUGGAGGCUAUUACACCAGACCACAUCACGAGUAUUAUUAUAGGGAGAAAUCGGCAGAAACCACUACAGCAUCACCCAUAACUCCCGAUGAACUAAGAGAUAGACUAGAGAGACUAUUUGUUACGAAAAAAGAAGUGGAGUCAUCUAGAGACGACAGGAACGCUAGAAACUUUGUCUGGACUCCUAUUAACGCUGGCUAAUCAAUAUUUACAUCUUUGGUCCUUAAUAAUUAAUUUUAAUUAUAAAAUAAAAAUAAAUCUAUAUCUAUAAAAUAAAUCUAUCCACAACCUGCCUACAAAGAAUAUUGCGGUAUUUUGGUCAUGUUGCACGCAGUGAUACCAGCAAUUUGGAACGCCUUGUGGUGACCGGUAAAAUAGAGGGAAAAAAGCCUAAGGUCCCAAACGAUGGUCGGACCAAAUAGCGGAGGACCGGGGGAUACCUGUCAGCGACGCACUCCACCGGGCUGCAGGGCGGGAUCGAUGGAGACAGCUGGUUGACGAAAUCGGACGGAGUCACGAUCCUCAGCAGUGAGGGACCGAUCGAAGAGAGAUAAAAAAAGUAUAUUAUGAUGUAUAUUAGAGACAGUUCGUAUUAAGAGUUAGUCUUGUAAUUGUUUUGGAAAAUCGAUAAGAGGUGGCGCUGUUACACAAAUUUUUCACUUGACUUUAAAGAAAGCAUUGUGUAUUUUAAUUGGAACACGAUAGCUAAACCAA